CGUCCGCUAGUCUAAGCCAGACAGUUUGCCGAUCUCCGGGUCCCGGUUAAUACCAUUUCGUCUAGAUCCAUCUUCUGUUGAUAAACUCACUAGUCAAAAUGUCGUUGAAGAAAGUAAGCAUCGAUUCAGUUCCCUUGUCUGGACAGCGUGUUUUGAUAAGAGUGGAUUUUAAUGUUCCGAUGAAAAAUGGGGUAAUCACGAACACCCAGCGCAUUGUUGCAGCUCUCGAUACUGUCAAAUAUGCACUUGAGCAAGGAGCAAAGAGUGUUGUUUUGAUGUCUCACCUUGGUCGCCCUGAUGGCCAUAAAGAAGACAAGUAUUCAAUGAAACCCGUUGCACCAGUUCUGAAGGAAUUGCUGAACAGGGAAAUUAUUUUCCUGGAGGAUUGUGUUGGAGCUGAUGUUGAAGCUGCUUGUGCUGACCCUGCUCAGGGCUCUGUAAUUCUUCUUGAAAACCUUCGCUUCCAUGUUGAAGAAGAAGGUAAAGGUGUUGAUGCUGCUGGCAACAAAAUCAAGGCUGCCAAAGAGGACGUUCAAAAGUUCCAAGAGUCUCUUCGUCGCUUGGGGGACGUCUACAUCAACGAUGCUUUUGGCACUGCUCACCGAGCUCACGCUUCUAUGCUAGGAACUGGAUUUGAUGUGAGAGCAUCAGGCUUCCUCUUAAAGAAAGAGUUGGCCUACUUUGCGAAAGCUCUGGAUAAUCCUGAACGCCCAUUCCUUGCUAUUCUCGGUGGUGCUAAAGUGGCCGAUAAAAUUCAACUGAUCGGCAAUUUGCUUGAUAAAGUUAAUGAAAUGAUCAUUGGCGGUGGUAUGGCGUACACUUUCCUGAAAGUUAUCAAUGGCAUGCAGAUCGGCGGUUCGUUGUUUGACGAGGAAGGGGCGAAAAUUGUCGAAGAUUUGGUAGCCAAAGCGAAAAAAAAUGGCGUGCAGCUUCAUCUCCCGGUUGACUUCUUGUGUGCUGAUAAGUUUGCCGAAGACGCUGCUACCCAGGCGGCUAGUGUCGAAUCUGGAAUUCCUGAAGGUUGGAUGGGAUUAGAUUGUGGACCAAAUACAGUUGCCAACUUCGUAGAGCCAAUUAAACGUGCUAAAACGAUUGUUUGGAAUGGGCCUGUGGGAGUCUUUGAAUUUGAAAAGUUUGCCACCGGUACUAAAGCUGUUAUGGAUGCAGUUGUUCUUGCAACUCAAAACGGCGCAACAACUAUCAUUGGAGGAGGAGACACAGCUACUUGCGCUGCCAAAUGGGGAACUGAAGAUAAGGUAAGCCAUGUCUCGACUGGAGGUGGAGCAUCGCUAGAAUUGUUGGAAGGCAAGGUUCUGCCCGGCGUCGCUGCCCUAUCUGAUGCUUAAAAUGGUGUUAUUUUUAAAUAUGUAUUUCAAAUACAAGCAUCAAUCGUCA
This is a messenger RNA of Daphnia carinata, 1395 nucleotides long. RefSeq names its product probable phosphoglycerate kinase (gene Pgk). Gene Ontology annotation, biological process: gluconeogenesis; glycolytic process. The record is from RefSeq and is a predicted model, not a curated record. The coding region runs from base 99 to 1346 and encodes 415 amino acids. Gene Ontology annotation, cellular component: cytosol. Lineage: Eukaryota; Metazoa; Arthropoda; Branchiopoda; Diplostraca; Daphniidae. The transcript is spliced from 7 exons. Gene Ontology annotation, molecular function: phosphoglycerate kinase activity; ADP binding; ATP binding.